Molecule: messenger RNA, 1508 nt
Organism: Culex pipiens pallens (northern house mosquito)
Lineage: Eukaryota; Metazoa; Arthropoda; Insecta; Diptera; Culicidae
Gene: rasp
Product: protein-cysteine N-palmitoyltransferase Rasp
Exons: 3
Coding region: 30-1508 (492 amino acids)
Biological process (GO): protein palmitoylation
Cellular component (GO): endoplasmic reticulum
Molecular function (GO): palmitoyltransferase activity
Source: RefSeq, a predicted model, not a curated record
GUAGACACACGUGGCAAAUUUUUGAAAACAUGAAAAUUGGGUCCGUCCAGAUUACGAUUGAUACGGCGAUUUGCGUUGUGUUGUACGUGUCUUGCUUGUUUUAUUCGUUUUACAAAAAUUACCUGAUAAGUAAUGACACUCUCCAAAACUACUACUACCUCGAGGAAGGUUGGUCAAUCUUUCCGGGCCGGCGCCGCGAUGACUACGACUGGGAGUGGGAGAUCGGCAAGAAGUCCGCCGUCGGAAAUCUGUGGAUUUUCGCGCUGCACGCCGUCCUGUUUGAGGUGGUGCGAAUCAUGCGCUUCCGGCACGUGUCGGCUGCGCUGGCCGUCUUUGGCAGCGGUGUGGUGUUCUACGUGUACGGGUACAAGGUUCUGGUGAUUAUGCUGCUGCAGAACGUUACGUUCUUUGCCGUAAGUUACAGCAAGAGUACGGUUGGAUUGUGGCUGAAGGCACUUUUUUGGAUCGCGGUCAUCAACAGUGUGAAAUUGUUGUAUUUUUACGAUCAGCUGAACGUUCUGCUUGGAAUCGACAACGAUAAGCUGCUCGAGUUCAGCAUCAUAAUUUCGUGGAACGUGAUCAAGUGCACGUGCUUCUGCAUUGAUCGGUGCAAACCCAAAGACGAUGGAUCUCGCUACCGGUUGGUAGAUUUGCUGGGCUAUUCGUUUUACUUUCCACUGCUACUGCACGGUCCUGUGAUAAUUUACGAUCGGUUUAAAGACUGUUUGAAAGUGCGAUCUCCGUUUGAAAACUUGAACACUUUUCGGCGCGCAAAGCAACUGGUUCUCCAACUGCUUCUUUGUUUCUUCUGGGCGCUUGUAAUGGAAGCUGGGCAGCACUUUUUCUACAUCAACAUCAUUCAACUUGAUUUGAAGCUCCUACAUAAAAUCAACCUUUGGGUUCUGUACGGUUGCGGCUACCUGAUGGGCCAGUUCUUCUACGUCAAGUAUGUCGUCUUUUACGGAAUCGGAAUCGCGUUCGGCAGGUUCGACGGCGUUGACAUGCCCCAGAAGCCCAUCUGCAUUGGGCGCGUUCAUCUCUACUCGGACAUGUGGAAGUUCUUUGAUCGCGGCCUGUACGAGUUCCUGUUCCGAUACAUUUACACCCAACUGUGCACGAAAACUUCUUCCGGAGCGCGCAAAAUUAUGGCCAGCUCGAUCACGUUCGUGUUCAUCUACAUCUGGCACGGGCUGUACACGUUCAUCAUGAUUUGGAGCACGCUCAACUGGAUCUGCAUAGUGAUGGAAGGAUUCGUGAAAAAGUUCUUCGGUCACAGCAAACAGCUGGCCGCCUUCAUCGGAACGCACGUUUUCGUCCUAUCGGUACUGUCCAACUUUUUCUUCUUCGCCCGCGAAGAGGUCGGCUACAUCUACUUGCAGCGAACUUAUUACGAAAAUGUUAACAACUACCUUGCGCUGUACGCCGUGGCGUACUGCUUCUUCCGCACCGGCGAAUGGAUCAAAUCCGUCGAGGGUGACCGACGAGGACCAUUAAAGAAAGCCUUUUGA